AUGUCCAUGACCUGUAGCACGCCUCAGUUUAACAUUCCGUUCAUUUCUUCCGUCUCGCCAUAUAUGGACUCGCAUUACAUCACUUCGGCCCCAGCACCUCCGAUAGACCUGCCUGGGCCGGCCAAGUUCAGCCGCGUCAGCCCUCAGCUGGAAUUGCCUCCGUCGCCGUCCUCUUCGACGGGUUCGCAUCGAGUGAGCAAGGCAAAGAAGGGAAAGCGAGUGCAUGGGUGUGAGUUUCCAGGAUGCAAUAAGAUCUUUACACGAGCCGAACAUCGCCGGCGUCACGAGUUGAGUCACAAGGAUAAGAAGCUAUAUGCCUGUACCUAUGAGGGCUGCACAAAGGCGUUUCACCGAUCCGACUACCUUUCUCAGCACGUUGCACGACACGAAUCCGAGGCCUCGUCCCUCAGAACACCACCUCUUCGCAGCAGCUCAGUCUCAUCUCCAACACACUCUCACCCUAACUCUGUUCGAUCGCCAGUCACUCCAGCCUUUCAAACCGUCCUACCCAGAACGGAACCUGCCUCGACAUCAUCCAUGGUCGCCUGUUGUCAUUGCUACAACUGCCAGAGCCGUACAGGACCUUGCGUAAACGUGCAGCCUAUCUACUUCUAUCCUAGCACACCUCAACCACCGCUGUCGAGUGCUCCGCUUCUUCCUUCGCAAUUUGCAACAUCGCAAGGACCAGUUGCUUUCGAAACAUCAAUGGAUCAGUAUCUCCGAAGCGUUCUGCGACCGGAAGCAUUUCUCCCAACGCCGCAACCGCUCUCGUCAUCGCCAAAGCAGGAGCAGCCGGGGUCUGCACACUGGGCAUCAAUUAUCGACCCGCAAUUGCCCCCAUUGAAUGCCAUGGGCUUUCAGAACUCUACACCAUACUCUCCGUGGACCACCGGUGCCGACAGCGUACCAGCUCCAGUGCAUUCCACACGGGAGAUGACCGAUUAUACGUCCCCUUCAAGGAAUUCGUGA
Penicillium argentinense is the source of this 969-nucleotide messenger RNA. Its product is annotated as Zinc finger C2H2. Lineage: Eukaryota; Fungi; Ascomycota; Eurotiomycetes; Eurotiales; Aspergillaceae. The transcript is spliced from 4 exons. Bases 1 to 969 code for a protein of 322 amino acids. The record is from RefSeq and is a predicted model, not a curated record. Gene Ontology annotation, biological process: regulation of transcription by RNA polymerase II. Gene Ontology annotation, molecular function: RNA polymerase II cis-regulatory region sequence-specific DNA binding; DNA-binding transcription factor activity, RNA polymerase II-specific. Gene Ontology annotation, cellular component: chromatin.